GCUUGUCGCAACAUGUUGGACAGCAAAGGCUGCGAUAUCGAACAUGACUGGUUUACUGCUAUGCUAACGUUUGGCCUGUGCUGUGGCCUGAUAAUAUCCUAUCUGCCCCAGGUACUGCUGUCUGUUGUGUGGGCACCUGAGGAUUAUCCAGGCCAAGUCGUCGGAGGGCUUGAGUCCUUUGUUCCUGCUGCUUGGAACGACCUCUGCUGGGGCUGCUGUGAUGAAUAUUCUGGUUUGCUCAAGUGCUGUUCUGUCGUCAAAUUCGGGACGUGUGUGGAGAUUUCGGCGGGAGUGGUGCAACUUUCGAUUCAAUGGGUUGCGUUUAGCUUGAUCUUUGUGCUCUAUAUGAUUUACUACCCGGAGAAUCUCAAGUACCUGAAUCAAGAUUUCCAAGUGCAGACGCAGGAUACGGUUCUGGUCGUCAAAUCGACCGCGCUUAGUCCGGAAUGGAAGUGGUCGAUUGUACUUGCGUGGGCUGCUGCUCUCCAUUUUAUUGUCUCGGCGUUUACGACUGCGUUUAUCCUCACAACGAGCGUCAUUGAACCAGGAGCGGAUUCGACCCUUCCACCGGCGGCGUAUUCAUGGGCCAGGUUCCUGGGGGUUAGCGCUGCUGUAUUUGCGAGUGUGCAGUAUGCCCCACAGCUGCUGCACACGUACCGAACGAAGCUCGUGGGUGCCUUGAGCAUCCCGAUGAUGUGCAUCCAGACGCCUGGCGGGAUCCUCAUGGUGACCAGUAUCGCCCUGCGACCUGGAACCAACUGGACGAGUUGGAUAACGUUUGCGGUGGCAGCGGUCAUGCAGGGAAUGCUGUUGGUAAUGUGUCUAUUCUGGAAGAGGAGGCAGGCGCGGCUGCGGAUUGAUGACUUUGGCGUUCCGUUGGACGCGCCUGUUUCGGUUGAGAAUCCUGUCCCUGCGCUGGUUGUGACCCAGCCUUCGGACGAGCCUGCUGUCCAUGCAGAAGCCUCUGAACAGAGUCCGUUGUUGCCCAAGAAUACGGGGAAGAGAGGAUGGUUUAGUUAG
Molecule: messenger RNA, 1020 nt
Organism: Coprinopsis cinerea okayama7#130
Lineage: Eukaryota; Fungi; Basidiomycota; Agaricomycetes; Agaricales; Psathyrellaceae
Exons: 8
Coding region: 13-1020 (335 amino acids)
Source: RefSeq, a predicted model, not a curated record